Orbicella faveolata is the source of this 7677-nucleotide messenger RNA. RefSeq lists its product as uncharacterized. Gene Ontology annotation, biological process: cell-matrix adhesion. The record is from RefSeq and is a predicted model, not a curated record. Gene Ontology annotation, molecular function: calcium ion binding. Lineage: Eukaryota; Metazoa; Cnidaria; Anthozoa; Scleractinia; Merulinidae.
UUAUCCGGAUGAAGCAUCAGUUCAGGGUGAAAGGUCACCUUCUUGGAAAAACAAAGCGUCCGAGAACAAUUGCAAUAUGCGUCAUGUUGAAGUUUUCAGAAGUUUCCAGAGAUCAUUCUUUGUGAAUCGACUGACUUGAUCAAAAUGAAAAUUUCAUCCAGUGGCCGAGACUGAACUGAAAAUAGCCUUCAACAAUUGCAGUUGUUAAAAAGCGGUCACUGAACAAAUCAAAUCAGGAAGUUCAUAAGAGGGUUACUAAUUUAUUCGGAAAGCUGCAGUUCAGCACAGGGUACGAACACGCCACACCAAGUACUAACGGACCGUAACAACACGAUGCGGACUGUCAGGGUUGUGUUUCUGCUGUUUGCUGUUUUACAAGUUUUUCCAGCAGUCAGCCAGAGCAGUGCCACUGUGAGUAGUUCUCCUUCCACCAGCGCUACAGCUUUUACAAGUGUCUCUUCAAGUACCUCAACGUCUUAUAGCACAAGCAGUUCAGUUUCUACAAACGUUUCAGCAGCUAUUUCGACGGCUCCGAGAACCAGCUCGUCAUUUUCCACUAGUGUGUCAGCAAGUAUUUCAACGUCCUUCUUCAAUACGAACCCUUCGGUUUCCACAACUGUUUCUUCACGUGUCACUUCAUCUCCUCUUGAAGCAAUUUCAACAUGUGUAUGCCCAAAUAUCUCGUUUUCCUUCACUACCGGGACGAGUUCCUCUGAAAAUGUUAUAACAUCCCUUACAACGAGUACUUCAGAUUCCCCAACGCGUAAUUCAGAUUCCUCCACGUUUCUUAGCACAAGCGCUUCAGUGUUCUCAACUGUCUCCCAAAGUGUCUCGACAUCUUCUAUUGGUAACGUGGCUCUUGCAUCGUGUGUAUGUCCCAAUACUUCACUACCCGUUACCACCAGCAUAAUGUAUCCUGCAAGUGUCUUAGCGUCUCUGAGCGGAAGUACUUCCGUACCUUCAAGUGUGUCCUCAAGUUACUCAUCGUCUCUCGGUGCUGGUGGUUUGGCUGCCACAGCUGGUUCUCCAAGUCUAUCGACGUUUCCUAUUACAAGUGCGUUACCUUCAACUUGUGUAUGUCCUAAUAUCUCGUUGUUCUCCAGUGGUAGCAGCAGCAGCAGAAGCGGCAGCAUAAGUGCCUAUGCAAGUGCCUCAACGUCGCUUAGCGCGAUUACCUCUGUCUCUCAAAGUGUGUCUCCAAUUCACUCGACGUCCUUCAGGACAAGCGCUACAAUUUCAGCAACAGCUGGUUCUCCAGGUGCCGCGACAUCUACUACCAGCGCACCACGUUUCACCUGUUUAUGUCCCAGUAUCUCGUUGUCGCUCAGUAGCAGCACAGCAAGUUCUUCAGUUUCCCUCAGUGUGUCUCCAAGUGGCGUAACGUCUCCCAGUUACAGAAAUGCUUCGCGAAGUGUUUUGGAAUUUUCUCUUACCAGUGAGCCACGUUCCACAUGCUUAUGUCCCAGUAACUCGUUGUCCCUUAGCAGCAGAACAAGUCUCCUUACAAGUGCUUCAACGUCCAUUAGAGUCACAGCUACUGUCUUCCCAAGUACGUCCGCAGGUGACUCAACAUCGCUAAGUGAAAGCGCUUCAGUUUUCGGAACAGCGUCUUCGAACGACUCGUCAUCUUCAACUCGAAAUGCUCUAUUUUCAACCUAUGUGGUUCCCAGUGUCUCGUUGCCUGUCAGCAGCACAAGUGCCUCUGCAAGUGCCUCAGCAUCCUUAAAAACAAGUAUUUCGGAAACCCCGAGCCUGUGGUCAAGUGACUUAACUGAUCUCAGUAACAGCGUCUUAGCUUCUCCAAAUGUCCCGAAAUCCCCUAUUAGCAGUACCCUACUUUCAACAUGCGUAUGUCCCAGCACAAGCAGUUCAGUUACUACAAGUAUGUCUCCCAGUUUGUCGACAUCUCUCAGCAGAGAACGUUCACGGUCUUCAAGUAUGUCUUCCAUUCUGUCGACGUCUCUAAGCAGAUACAGUUCAGUGUCUAAAGGUAUAUCUUCAAGUUUGACAACAUCUCAAAGCAAAGAAACUUCAGUUUCUGCAAGUACCUCUUCAAGUCUCUCGACAUCUCUCACCAGAAGUAUUUCCCUUUCAGCAAAUGUCUCUCCCAGUCUGUCAACGUCCUUAACAACAAUCAUUUCAGUUCCUAAAAGCAUCUCUCAAAGUCUAUCAACGUCCCUCAGCGCAGGCAUUUCAGUUUCUAAAAGUACCUCUCAAGGUUUCUCGACGUACUUCAGCAGAAGCAUUACAGUUUCUACAAGUAUCUCUCAAAGAUUGUCGACAUCUUUCAGCAGAAGCAAUUCAGUUUCUACAAGUAUCUCUCCAAGUCUGUCGAUGUCGCUUAGCUCAAGUAAUUCUGUGUCUGAAAGUGUCUCUGCAAAUGUGUUUACGUCCUUCAGCAGAAGCAAUUCAGUUUCUACAAGUACCCCUCCAAGUCUUUCGAUGUCCCUCAGCAAAAGUAAUUCUGUUUCUGAAAGUAUCUCUCUAACUGUUCUGUCGACGUCUCUCAGCGCAAGUAAUUCAGUUUCUGAGAGUACUGUUUCAAGUCUGUCGAUUUCUCUCAGCGCGAGUAAUUCAAUUUCUGGAAGUAUCUCUUCAAGUCUGUCGAGGUCCCUCAGCGCAAGUAAUUCAGUUUCUGAAAGUAUCUCUCCAAGUCUGUCCAUGUCCGUCAACGCAAGUAAUUCUGUUUCUGAGAGUAUCUCUCCAAGUGUGUCGACGUCCCUCAGCAAAAGUAUGUCAGUUUCUGCAAGUAUCCCUCGAAGUUUGUCGACAUCUCUUAUGGGAAGUAAUUUAGUUUCUACAAGUAUCUCUCCAAGGCUGUCGACCUCCCUGACCUCAAGCAUUUCAGUUUCUGCAAGUGUCUCUCCAAGUAUGUCGACGUUUGUCAGCACAAGCAGUUCGGUUUCUGCAACACCUCCAUAUGUGAAUAACAUGUAUCAUUACGGCCUGAAGCAGGGUGAUCACGAGUUUCGUCUUAGCGACUCGCCAUAUUACUACAGUAGUCAUUGUCUGGAGGUCAAAACAGACCGCUUUGGAUUUCCCUUCUUCGGAGAGCGGCAUUACAAAUUAUACAUAUGUCGCAAUGGCAAAAUCCAACUCAACUAUGAAUGGAGCUGGUGGUGGCCACAAAGGUUUGGCGUCUACCGAUGGUUUAACAAUAUGGCUAUUAUUGCACCAUUCUGGGCCACUGCUGAUGAGUACAUCGCUUUCAAAGCUGGUUACUCGAAGGUGUAUUACCACGUGUAUGAACAAGUCAGACAAACCACCGUUGAAAGCCUAACCAGUGAAGUCCUGACCAUGGCCUCAGAACAUGUUCAACGCUACGGCAAAAGUGGAAAAUUUGCCAACUUUAGAGCCACUUGGGUUCUGGUUGUAACGUGGGAAAACCUCUGCCCUUACGUGUAUUAUUUAUACUUGUACUCCUUGUACUGCCCCGGGAGCAACACGUUUCAAGCUGUCAUCAUCACAAACGGGCUCAACACAUUCUUGCUGUUCAAUUACCCCAGUGGAGGAAUUAACUGGGUUGUUCCGGGAGUUCCGAAUGAUUUAAGUUACUAUUCCUAUUGGACUAGUUGGUACGGUAUUCCUGUCGGAGGCUGGAACGCUGGAGACUAUGGAAAAAACUACUUAAACAUGAAGGGCUCGGGGACUUUGCUUGGAAUGUUAAAUCUUGAUGAAAACGAAGGAAACACCGAUUUGAUUGGAAGAUAUUUUUGGAGGAUCGAGGACAGCGAUGGUUUCGGCUCGUUGGAGAAGUGCUUCACUUGGGCUGGUCUUCAAGAAUUCCUGGCUUUCCCUGUUUUGUAUAAUCAGCAGAUAGGCCGGGAUUGGCGCAUGGCUUGUCCUUGUAGUGAAUCGCAGGCGUGGUUGGAUAGAGGGAGAUUCCGUUGGGACCGGUAUUCAUGGCCCGAUUAUUGCUACGAGUCAAGACGCUCAAAAUCCGUCUUUCGUUACAGUCCUCAAAAGGGACUGAUAUAUUUUAGGAUGACGCAAAUGUGUUGUUACUCCUCGGACUGGAAAAACUGGGGUGCACUUAAGGUUGGCGAGCCUGACGGAGGUCGCGUCAAAGUGCAAGCUUAUUAUUAUUGGUUGAAUCGCGUUGAGACGGUUUACACUGACCAGCAAGCCUACAGAUAUUGUUGUGUUGACAUCAGUUACUGCGAUUUAUUUUAUUAUUAUCGUCCAUCUGAUGACUGCCGCUUUUACAGACCUCCCCGUAGACGUUGGUUCUGUUGCGAUCCUCAUUUCAAGACUCUGGAUGGUGGGAAUUACACAUUUAAUGGCCUUGGAGAGUACGUCAUGAUCGAUGCACAAAACGGAACUUUUCAGCUCCAGGCCAGGACAGGCCUUGCGCAGGGGAAUUCAACAACGGCUACUAUUUUUACAGCUGGGGCUGCUAAAGAAGAAAACACCAGCAUUGUUGAAGUGAAAGUGAAGAAAGGAGGUGGUAUCAGCAUUUUCAUUGACCGCGUAGUUUACAGUGGUUAUAGCAAUCUAACAAACCAAAGUGUAAGCGUUGGAGGUAAUAUCUCUUUCUUAAAACCUAAAGAAAACUGUCUGGAGGUUUCUUUCCCAUCAACGACGGCCGUCGAAUUCUGUGAGAAGAAAGAAAUGCUGUCCUUCGUUGUAACUCCUGGAGAUGAUUAUAAGAAUGCCACGAAAGGUUUGCUGGGAACUUGGAAUGAUAACCCGGAUGACGACUACACGUUGCCUGAUGGGACGGUUCUACAAUCCUCCUCAUCGUUUAGAGAGAUUCAUUUCAAGUUUGGUGUUAAGUGGCAAAUUAAUCAAUCCCAGUCCUUAUUCGCCUACGCUAAAAAUGAAAGCGUGGACACGUUUGCUAAGCUGGAUUUCGAGCCCAUGUUUGCUGAUAACAUCAAGUGGCAUAACGACAGCUUAAGGCUCAAAGCUGAAGCUCAGUGUGGAGAUGAUUAUGAAUGCUUGUUUGACGUGGCAUCCACAAGAGACCUGUCUAUUGGCAUGGUAACAAAAGAUAUUAAUAUUCAGUUGGUCAAUGAGUCAAACAUUCUUGACAAUUUUCCACCCAAGAUAAUAAACAAUUCAAGCUCAAUAAACGCCACCUAUAAUUCAACUGUUCAGUUGGACAUCAUAGCGGAAGACACCGAUACGAUUACAUUUAGAGUGUUUAACGUACCCCCAGGCGCCACGGUGAACCAAAGUGGAAACGUGCUUCAUUUCACUUGGCUUGUUACAUCAACACGAAAGUUCAACUUAUCGUUUGUUGCUACUGACGACAAAGGUGCGAGCACAACCUGGAGUCCCACGAUUAAUAUGUGCGUCUGCUCUCAUGGUGGACAGUGCGUCUCACCAGAUGAAGGCGACCCAGUCAACACUGAUAGUAGAUUUGUUUACAUGGGAUGCGCAUGUCAGGGAGGUUACACAGGAAGGUUCUGUGACAGUGACAUUGACGCCUGCGAGAUGAAUGGUCAGCCGUGUUACGCAGGUGUGGAGUGCAUUGAUCUUCCUCCUCCAGCUAAUGCCAGUGGAUACACAUGCGGACCUUGUCCAACCGGUUAUACCGGAAGUGGCGCCCAGUGUGCAGAAUUCGAUGAAUGCCAGAGCAAUAAUUCAAACAACUGUGAACAAAUCUGUGUCAAUGUCCCGGGGUCCUAUUUAUGUGAUUGUCGUGAAGGAUACAAGCUCAAUGACGAUGGAAGAAGCUGUGACGAUAUCAAUGAAUGUGAGUUACGAAAUAACUGCACACAGCUGUGUGUGAACAAUCAGGGGAGUUACACCUGUUCUUGUAACCAGUAUUUUGAAAUAGAUCCCGCUGACUGGACAAAUUGUGUGGCCACAAAUCCAUGUUUGUCUGGUCAUGGCUGUUCACAAUUUUGCUUCAAAGGAAGUGAAGGCCAACCAACUUGUGCAUGCUUUGCUAACUACAGGUUGGAGAGCGAUGGAAAGACGUGCAAAGAACGGCCUUUUUUCGUUUAUUGCGUAGGUUGGUUCUGUUGCGAUCCUCAUUUCAAGACUCUGGAUGGUGGGAAUUACACAUUUAAUGGCCUUGGAGAGUACGUCAUGAUCGAUGCACAAAACGGAACUUUUCAGCUCCAGGCCAGGACAGGCCUUGCGCAGGGGAAUUCAACAACGGCUACUAUUUUUACAGCUGGGGCUGCUAAAGAAGAAAACACCAGCAUUGUUGAAGUGAAAGUGAAGAAAGGAGGUGGUAUCAGCAUUUUCAUUGACCGCGUAGUUUACAGUGGUUAUAGCAAUCUAACAAACCAAAGUGUAAGCGUUGGAGGUAAUAUCUCUUUCUUAAAACCUAAAGAAAACUGUCUGGAGGUUUCUUUCCCAUCAACGACGGCCGUCGAAUUCUGUGAGAAGAAAGAAAUGCUGUCCUUCGUUGUAACUCCUGGAGAUGAUUAUAAGAAUGCCACGAAAGGUUUGCUGGGAACUUGGAAUGAUAACCCGGAUGACGACUACACGUUGCCUGAUGGGACGGUUCUACAAUCCUCCUCAUCGUUUAGAGAGAUUCAUUUCAAGUUUGGUGUUAAGUGGCAAAUUAAUCAAUCCCAGUCCUUAUUCGCCUACGCUAAAAAUGAAAGCGUGGACACGUUUGCUAAGCUGGAUUUCGAGCCCAUGUUUGCUGAUAACAUCAAGUGGCAUAACGACAGCUUAAGGCUCAAAGCUGAAGCUCAGUGUGGAGAUGAUUAUGAAUGCUUGUUUGACGUGGCAUCCACAAGAGACCUGUCUAUUGGCAUGGUAACAAAAGAUAUUAAUAUUCAGUUGGUCAAUGAGUCAAACAUUCUUGACAAUUUUCCACCCAAGAUAAUAAACAAUUCAAGCUCAAUAAACGCCACCUAUAAUUCAACUGUUCAGUUGGACAUCAUAGCGGAAGACACCGAUACGAUUACAUUUAGAGUGUUUAACGUACCCCCAGGCGCCACGGUGAACCAAAGUGGAAACGUGCUUCAUUUCACUUGGCUUGUUACAUCAACACGAAAGUUCAACUUAUCGUUUGUUGCUACUGACGACAAAGGUGCGAGCACAACCUGGAGUCCCACGAUUAAUAUGUGCGUCUGCUCUCAUGGUGGACAGUGCGUCUCACCAGAUGAAGGCGACCCAGUCAACACUGAUAGUAGAUUUGUUUACAUGGGAUGCGCAUGUCAGGGAGGUUACACAGGAAGGUUCUGUGACAGUGACAUUGACGCCUGCGAGAUGAAUGGUCAGCCGUGUUACGCAGGUGUGGAGUGCAUUGAUCUUCCUCCUCCAGCUAAUGCCAGUGGAUACACAUGCGGACCUUGUCCAACCGGUUAUACCGGAAGUGGCGCCCAGUGUGCAGAAUUCGAUGAAUGCCAGAGCAAUAAUUCAAACAACUGUGAACAAAUCUGUGUCAAUGUCCCGGGGUCCUAUUUAUGUGAUUGUCGUGAAGGAUACAAGCUCAAUGACGAUGGAAGAAGCUGUGACGAUAUCAAUGAAUGUGAGUUACGAAAUAACUGCACACAGCUGUGUGUGAACAAUCAGGGGAGUUACACCUGUUCUUGUAACCAGUAUUUUGAAAUAGAUCCCGCUGACUGGACAAAUUGUGUGGCCACAAAUCCAUGUUUGUCUGGUCAUGGCUGUUCACAAUUUUGCUUCAAAGGAAGUGAAGGCCAACCAACUUGUGCAUGCUUUGCUAACUACAGGUUGGAGAGCGAUGGAAAGACGUGCAAAGGU